Sparassis crispa is the source of this 2418-nucleotide messenger RNA. RefSeq names its product Cell differentiation protein. The record is from RefSeq and is a predicted model, not a curated record. NCBI's taxonomy places the organism in Eukaryota, Fungi, Basidiomycota, Agaricomycetes, Polyporales, Sparassidaceae. Gene Ontology annotation, biological process: maturation of SSU-rRNA. The transcript has 8 exons. Gene Ontology annotation, cellular component: cytoplasm. Bases 1 to 2418 code for a protein of 805 amino acids.
AUGUCUCCGAAGACUGAAGAGUAUUGGUCAGAUUCAGACGAGGAGGCGGGGUCUGACGUUGAGACCGCCGUGCAACUGGGAAUCCCGGACGGUCUGGUAGCUUCGUCUGCGGACCUCCUCGAUGUCAAUGUAUCUCGGAUAGGGGGCCAUCCUACCUUCCUUACGUCGCCAGAGCCGCCGUUCGCGUCUGCGCUUUGCAAGAAUUGCUCGAAACCCAUGGAGCUCCUUGUGGAGGUCUGGUGUCCUCUUGAGGGCAGUCCAAAUGACAGGGUAUUAUACAUUUGGGGUUGUGCCAGUGGGGCAUGCCAGCGAAAGGAGGGGAGCGUCAGGGCCUGGCGAGGUUUGAGACACAAUCAGAAGUACGCCGAUAAACUGUCUAAGAAGCUGGCCAAGCAGAGAUUGAAGGAAGAAGAGGCACAAAUCGCUGAAGAAGCUGCCCGACAGAAAACCCUCAAGGCGAAUCCAUUCUCAUUGAAGACAGUCGGUUCCUCAAACCCUUUCGCUCUCGGUGCUCAGGUUUUCGGCAAUGCACCUUUGGAGCCAAUAAAGUCUGAUGACCAUCAAGUGCUAGAUUCUGAGCGCCAGGAUGAUGAUGAGAAUGGGCCUCAGAGCAACGAAGAUGAUGACGACGACGAGUUGGUAGAGCGCUUGGCGGCUGCAACAUUGUCCAACUCCGAAUGGGCCUCCGCGCCGGCAUACGCACCGUUGUAUCUUUCCACCGUGUCGGAGUACUUGCCGCCGGCACCUAAAUCAAAACUGUCUUCCGGAGCCAACAUAGACGAGGAUGACGAAGAAAGGAGGAAGAAGGAUACCGGUUGGGCUCUGGAAGGCUACGAAAAUUCCAUGGAGGUCGAUCAUGCCUUCGAACGCUUUACCAAGCGAAUUUCUUAUGAGGGAGAGCAGUGCUUGAGAUAUGAACUGGGUGGCACGCCUCUACCUUUCUCCAGCGACGAAGUUUUUAAUUCACUGUUUCCUGCACCGUCCUCUCCGUACAUCUCGGUUACAAACAGAGAGUUCGCGGUGGUGCCUGCGCUCAAACGGACGUACAACCCGUCUGCGCUGCCGCAUUGUCCUCACUGCAAAUCCAAGCGGGUGUUCGAGUGUCAACUGAUGCCUAAUUUGAUCAGCGUUCUGAAGCGGGGGAACGAUGCAGAAAGCGGGAAGAAGCAAACAGAUGAAGAGCGGAGGCAGGAAGUGCUCAGGGAACUGAAGGGCGGGCAUAGGAAAUUGCGCUCCAAAUUGGCCGUCAAAUUCAAGUUCUUCCCAAAGCAUACUCGCACAGCCCCGCGCAGGAUUACGAUACCUGAGGAGGACGAAGGCCAUCUUGAUGUUCCACCCCCGCCUCCGCCGAAGGACCGUCGCAGCUGGGAGGACAUGUACUGUGCCUUCGAGUUAUCCGAGGCAACUGAGUUUGCGCGAUCGCCGUCUUCCGAUUCGUCUAGAGCUUCGGAAUCUGCAGAGGUCGGAGGCGAGUAUCUUCGGCGGAUAUUCCUUGCGCGGCGACAAACGCAAGUACAAUCUAAUCUAUCACCACAGAGGCGUAACGCCUCGUUGCCUCCACCCCCUGGCACGCAUCCACCACCAUCCAUGCAGUCUGUGUCCCCGCGCAUUCCACCCUCCAGGAUCCCGCAACGCUCGCCUCGACGACAGCGCGCGGCAUCGACCCCAGACGAAGUUGAACUUCACCGGAGAGAGGCUAUUCGCAUCAGGGAGAGAGAAGAACAGCAGGCGAGGAUGGAAGAGGCCCAGCGCCAAGCCCGGCUCAAACAGGAAAAGGAAGAGAUCUUGCGCAGAUAUAUGGAGGAGGAGCGGCAGCGCAAGGCUGCUCUGGAAGAAGAGCUGCGGCGGGCCGCAGACCAGCGUAGGAAGAAGGAGGCAAUUGAGCGUGAAGCGGAUGAGCUUAAGCGGAUGAUCGCGACGGAAAGGAGGCGGGUGGAAAGGGAGAAGAGGAUCCAGGAAACCCUGAAGCUACAAGCAUGGAGGAAAGAACAGGAAAAGCGAGCCAAGGAGACCACUGGAAAGCGGGAAGAGCUCCGGCGGCGCCUCUUCCAAGAGAGGCGAGAUUUAGCCUCGCGUUUGAAGGACGCUGCUGGAGCGCAGAGCAAGGUUUUCUUGUCAGGCUGGGUCACAGUCCAAGCGGAAGAGUCCGCGGCGUGGAAACGACGAUACUACCAGCUGAACGACAGGGCCCUUCUUCUCUUCAAGAAUCCGGAGGAAACUACUCAGUCGUCAGACACAGUAAGGCUGUCCGACAUACAGCAUAUUAAAGAAUGGCACGAGGGGUUCGAAGAAUUAGAAGGGAUUCCCCAUUCCUUCGCUGUGGAGUUCCACGACGGACGUUCCUGGUCCCUUUUCGCAGAUUCCUCUCUGGAUAAGGAAUAUCUUCUGGCGCUUCUCAGCCAGCAGAUGGCUGAAUAA